Stegastes partitus (bicolor damselfish) is the source of this 2232-nucleotide messenger RNA. It is a transcript of the gene thnsl2, whose product is annotated as threonine synthase-like 2. The record is from RefSeq and is a predicted model, not a curated record. Bases 47 to 1513 code for a protein of 488 amino acids. Gene Ontology annotation, molecular function: pyridoxal phosphate binding. Lineage: Eukaryota; Metazoa; Chordata; Actinopteri; Pomacentridae. Gene Ontology annotation, biological process: 2-oxobutyrate biosynthetic process; dephosphorylation. The transcript is spliced from 9 exons.
UGUGGCCACUCGUCCUGCCGUCAGUGUGUGGUGCGAGGUUUGCAAGAUGAAGUACUGCAGUACUCGCGGUGGGGUCCAUGGAUGGGACUUCCGGGAUGUGCUGUUUUCAGGUUAUGCGCCAGAUGGAGGGAUGUUCAUGCCAGAGAGUUUGCCUGUGCUCAGCUCAGACACCCUAAGGUGCUGGAAGGGGCUGCCUUACACCAAACUGGUGGUGGAGGUCGCCUCACUGUUCAUUCCUACUCAGUUGAUCCCCAGAGAUGACCUGGAAGUCCUGGUGGCUGAAGCCCUGUCUAGUUUCUCUGUGUCUGAGGUUGUCAGAAUCGCCCGGCUGAAAGAGGGCUUGUCUGUCCUGGAGCUCUUCCAUGGAGAGACCUUGGCCUUUAAGGACUUAGCUAUGACCUGCACUGUGCGCUUCCUUGACUACUUUCUUCGAAAAGAGAAUCGCAGAGCGAUGGUUCUUGUAGGUACAUCAGGGGACACUGGUGGCUCAGCCAUCCAGAGCUCCAAAGGUCUCCCUGGGCUGGAUGUGGUGGUGGUUUACCCCCGAGGAUGCAUCACUCCAGUGCAAGAGAGACACAUGAUCUCCUGCCUGCAGGAUAAUGUCCAUGUGUUUGCAGCGGACGGCAGCUCAGAUGACAUAGACCAGCCUCUGCGCCGUCUGUUUGCGGACCAGGACCUGGUGAAGUCUCAGGGCCUCAUGAGCCUCAACUCGGUCAACUUCUCCAGAGUCAUGAUACAGCUUGCCCACUUCAUCUAUGCUUACCUGGAGCUCAGUGGAAUGGAGCAGGUCGACACUGGCGCAGCCCUGCCUGAGCUGGAGGUGGUGGUUCCCACUGGAGGGGCUGGAAACAUAGCAGCUGGCUACAUCGUAAAGCAGAUGGGCUUGCCCCUGAAACUGGUUGCCAUGGUGAAUUCUAAUGACAUAGUGCACAGGACAGUAACCACCGGGGACUUUUCCAUGGCAACUAACGUCACGCAAACUUUGGCCCCUGCUAUAGACAUCCAGGACCCGUACAACAUGGAGCGAGUGUUUUGGUUGCUGCUUGGCAGAAACGGACCGUCAGUGAAAAUCAUGAUGGAGGAAUUUCAACAUUUACAUAAGCACUCUCUGCCUGAAAACCACCGCAAACUGCUGUCACAGGUUUUGCUGACUGGCACAGUGAAUGAUGAAGGGAUCCUGGAGACCAUGAGGAGAUGCUGGGGGGAAAACCAGUAUGUGCUGUGUCCUCACACAGCUGUGGCUGUAUGGCACCACUACCACUGUCCUCACAGCACCGGGAUCAACAGGUGUUAUGUUGCAACAGCAUCUCCAGCCAAGUUUCAGGCAGCAGUGGAGAGGGCAGGUCUGACUUUUGACCUGCCUGAAGCAGUACUGGCCUUGGAAAAGCUGCCAACUCGUUACCAGAACCUGGAGCGGAGCCAUAACUGGUGCAAAGACUGGGAGGACAGACUGAGAGAGUUCAUUCAGUCUGUGGGUAUAGUCAGGAAGAACAGAGGGACUUAUUACACCUGAACGUUCAGAAAUACUGUCUGGACAUCAAACAGCUGAAUGUGUGGAAGCUCAGGUGACUCUUGCAGCCUUUCAUGGAUCUAUGCAUUUCAUUUUCUGGAUUGAGUUAGUGAUAUUAAUUUUUAAGGCCUCUUGUUGUGUCUUUGAUGGACUUUUGUGCAUAAUAUCACAUGACUUGUCUUUGUAUUUGUAUGGUAAGUGUCACAAACCCCAAACCAAUUAAAUUGCUCAGUCUUUCUUCCACAAUUUUAACACAAAUGUAAAGAUGAACUAAAGAAAAAAAAAUUAAGCAGUUUCUUAUAAGUUUGACUGUCUUAAGUGUUUAUUAUUGGUUGCCAUGUAACAUUCAGGAGAACAGCUGAUGUUCCAUCACAUGUUAUCAGCUACAAGUAACAAAGACAGACUGUCUCUACAGCCUUUGUUACAUAGAAACUCUUACUGAAACACUAAAUGGAUGUUUGUUUUGGAACCAGCCCUAGCUUGUUGCACUUCUGCUUAUACUGCUUAUAUGCUGUGAAUAUAGCCUACUAUGUUUAAAUGCCAGUUAAACCUAAUUAUUCAAUUAUAACCAAAAAAAGCAAGCAAAUGUAAGUUUCUACAAAGAUCGGCCCACUUUCACACUGAAUUUAAAUAAAGCCUGGAUGAACUUUAGGGAGGGCAAGGAGAGACCAAGUGUAAAUACAAAAUAAAUAUAUUGAGAAAUUACACAUUUUCAAAUAAAA